AUGCCUGGUGACCCGAUGCCCGCUGCCGAGCCAGACGAUCCAAUGCCUGAUGACCCAGUGCCCGCUGUCAUGCCUGUUGACUCAGAGCCAGCUGUCAUGCCUGGUGACUCGGUGCCCACUGCCUUGCCAGAUGACUCGGUGCCCGCUGUCGAGCCAUAUGACCUGAUGCCUGGUGACCCGAUGCCCGCUGUCGUGCCUGAUGACUCGGUGCCCGCUGUCGAGCCAUAUGACCUGAUGCCUGGUGACCCGAUGCCCGCUGUCGUGCCU
Staurois parvus is the source of this 267-nucleotide messenger RNA. NCBI's taxonomy places the organism in Eukaryota, Metazoa, Chordata, Amphibia, Anura, Ranidae. The record is from the annotation of a GenBank genome assembly.